AUGCUCUCGGCCUCUCGCCCUCCUACAUCUCGUCCCAAUCGUUCCGGUUCCGACAUGAGAGGUCGCGCACCACUCCCCGUGCCCUCGGGGCUGCAAAAUGGCCAUUCCCGCAAUCCAUCCAGCCUCGACAUGGCACGCAGCCCACCCAACCCCAGCAAUAAAAAUACGAAACAUGUUCCCUGCAAAUUCUUCCGACAGGGCGCUUGUCAAGCCGGCCCCGCCUGUCCUUUCCUGCACUCAACCGAUUCAGCCAUUGACUAUGCCCCCUGCAAAUACUUUUCCAAGGGAAAUUGCAAGUUCGGCGCAAAAUGCGCAUUAGCACAUAUUCUACCAGAUGGCCGGAGAGUCAAUCGACCAACUGGGAAUGCAGGUGCCGGGGGAGGCGCCGGUGGUGGGGGUGGGCAAAUGGGUAUGGGUGGUGGUAGUCAUCUCAACCUGGGCGGCCGAGUCAACCCGCAGGCAUAUGUGAAUCAGGAUUCAGCCUUGACAAACUCCGUGCUUUCACAGCAGCGCUUGAAUGGCCACGAACAGCGAUAUGCCCCUCAGUUAGAAGACUUUCCUACUGUGCAUGGCCAGCAGGUACAGCCGUACGAUUCGAUCCCGACAAUUGAUGCGGGACUAGCCUCCGAUGCGGGUUCGAAGUAUGGUUCUCCAACAGAAGAUGUGCGGUUCCCCAUGUCACCGAAUCACCACCACUUGACAGCUCUCGAUGCAGCACUCCCAGCUUCUUUUGAUAGUCAAGGAAUUUCUCAUGUCGCGCGCUAUGGUCCCGUCGCCGCUUCGAUGCCCUCUAAGUUUGGCUUGGAAUCUCCACCCGCACAGAGAUCAGGGCCCGCUGAUGCGUUCCGCAAUUUGCGCGACAUUGGAUUCAGCUCCGACUUCCGAAAGCCAUCAUCGAAUAUCGGAUCGUCUCCGCCAGCACCAGAAGAUAAUGUGGGCCCUCGGUUCUUACACUCAUCUCGUCCCGUCAAGCCGCGCAUGUUGUCGGCUAGUGUUCCCCGUCCUACGGCUCUUGAUGACUGGGAUGAGAAUUUCCCUAUGGAGGAAGACUACUUGCCAACAAGCCUACAUGACGAUGUGCUUACCCCCCAGGAAAAGCUGCGUCGACUCUCUCGGACAGAUAAUGAUAUUGGGGGCAGCCACCGUGAUAUUAGCGGUCUUGGAAUGAGCAGCAGUUUCUCUAAGAAUGGCUCGCCUCUGGCCUCAAGUCCAUCUCGUUUCGGUGCAUUGUUUGCAAAGCAACGCCAAAGGAAGGAUGACGAUGCCGUGGGAUCUUCAUUCCCUCAUAUUGGUUCUCCCCUCCGUGAAUCAGCAUUGAACCCCAUGGCUAGCCCAAGCCUGGGUCCUAUUGGCAGUCGGGCAUCCCACGAUGGCUCGCCGUUUGUCUCUAGCCCCGGAAGACAGUCCUCAAUGUCCAUGAUCUCCGAACAGCUUGGAGGCAUGUCCCUUCAUCCGGGCUCUGCUCGGCACUCCUCGGUAGCACCAGGACGCCUUGACCGUACCAUCUCCUCGGGUACCACCAGCAAGAUUGAGGAAGAGGAGGAACAAAGUGACCUGGUAUUCUCCAUGGAAGAGGAAGAAGGCAACAAGCGUAACAGCUCGUCCUGGAACUCCGACGAGACUAAAGAGAGCUCCACCGACGCCUAA
Messenger RNA from Penicillium angulare, 1647 nucleotides. Its product is annotated as putative spindle poison sensitivity protein Scp3. Gene Ontology annotation, biological process: protein polyubiquitination. The transcript is spliced from 3 exons. Bases 1 to 1647 code for a protein of 548 amino acids. The record is from RefSeq and is a predicted model, not a curated record. Gene Ontology annotation, molecular function: metal ion binding; ubiquitin protein ligase activity. NCBI's taxonomy places the organism in Eukaryota, Fungi, Ascomycota, Eurotiomycetes, Eurotiales, Aspergillaceae.